Molecule: messenger RNA, 2196 nt
Organism: Dictyostelium purpureum
Lineage: Eukaryota; Evosea; Eumycetozoa; Dictyosteliales; Dictyosteliaceae
Exons: 1
Coding region: 1-2196 (731 amino acids)
Source: RefSeq, a predicted model, not a curated record
AUGUAUAAUAAUAAUAAAGAAUUAUCAUUAAAUGAAACUCUAUUUUGGAGAAUAUAUAAAAAUAUUUUUAUAAGAAAUAAAAUAUUUUCAAAUUUUAGAAAAUUAGACCACUAUAAUUGUUUGAUCAAUGUUAAUAAUAUCAUUAUAAGAUACAACGGUCCAGAGAUAAUCAGAGACAAGGUCAAAUCGGGUGGAAUUUUAUAUCUGGGUGAUUACGAAAUAAUCUAUGAAAGAAUCAUUAAGAACAAUAAAGAGAAUCAAGAUUUUUAUAAUCAAUUUUUCUUAAACUAUUCCAAAGAUUUAAAAUUAAGGUCAAAUAAAGAACUAUUAGGUACCAUUCUUUCCCAUGGAAAUAUUGUAGCAUUCAACCAAUUUAUAAAAGUUUAUAAUAUAUCAAAUCAAGAAAUCGUCGAAAUAUCAAAAGAGUUUUAUAAAAGGAACAUUUUCAAGACUGUUAUCAAAGAUUAUUCGGUCAAAAUAAAAAUCCAAUGUGAAAUUUUAGAAUGGAGAUCCAUCAAAAUAUUUAAAUAUUUAACUCAAAACUAUGGCAGCAUCACAAUAAAUGAAUUUAUAAUAAACUCUAUUAAAAUCGAUCAAUUAACUUUAAAAAAAUUAAUAAUAGCAAGCAAAUUUAUAAUAGAUAAUUUUAAAAUACUACCAUUAAGAAAUAAACAAUCAAUCACCUCGCUAAUCAGUAAUAAAGACUAUAACUUUAUUAAAGACAAUACUCUAGAGUGUCAAUUCAGCCAAUUUACAAAAAACCAAUUAAAUACAAAUGUAUUAAAAUUAAUAGAAUCAUCACAAAUUUUAAAAUACAAUAAUGAUAAUAAUAAUGAUAAUAAUAUUGUAUUGGAUAUAAUAUUAAACUAUUUUGAUAUUAUUAUAAAAUCAAUACAUAACCCAAGAGAUUUAGUAUCUGUCUUAGUAAAUAGUAUUUGUAUUGGUAUUAAUAACCUUACAAAUGAAAACCAUUACAAAAAAGAAGAUUUAGAACAUUAUUUAUCCCAAGCUAUUCAAGUUAAAGAAUCAACUAGUAUAGAUACUUUUUUGGUAAAUACCAGCCCUCUAAAAAGUUUAGUGGAUUUCAAAGAUGUAAUUUCCAAGUCAAAAGAAUUUCUAAUGGCAAAAGCAGGUUUAUGUGUUAUACAAGUUUUAAAAAAUGGUGAUGUGGAAUACCUCGAACUGAUUAAACAGAGAUACCCAAGAAUCAUUGACCAAUUUAUUAAAAAUGAAAUAAUCAAACUCCAAAUAAUAUUUGCUCAGACUAUAGGCUCAACAAAAACACUGGAUUACUAUUUCAAAUAUUAUCAAAGAGAAGUAUUUGGAAUCGGAAACUCAAAAUGUUGGUUCAUUUCAAAAAUCACAAUUUUAGAACAUUAUGAAAAGCUAAUGAAAUCUCUCAAUAAUAAAUUUUCAAUAAAUGUUCAACAAAUUGGUGCAUCAAAAAGGGAUUUUAAUAUUUUAGAGAGUCUAAAGGACAAAUUCUCAGAAACAACUGUAGCAAGUCAUAAAAGAUUUGUCCAUGCAUAUCAUCUAUUGGACUAUAGCCAAUUUAAAAAUGAAUGUUUCAUAGAAAGAGUUAUCAGGGCAUUCAAUUAUCCGGAAUUGUACUAUUCAUCCCCCACAUGUGAAAUCUAUGAUAUUACACAUAUUUUGAUCGAGGCUUUUGAAAAUGACGAUAGAUUAACAGUCAAUAACAUUGCAACCAUAUUAUAUCACUUUGAACGUACAAGCCUAUUUUUUUUAAUAAACGAAAAUGAUAUCAAAUCAAAGUUUUUUAAAUGGGUUUCAAACAACUACUUCACAAUAGAAAUCAGUAAUCCUUCAUAUAUCUCAUUCAAAAUAUAUAUAGGUGAUACCCCUACAGAUAAAAAUCCUUUUAAUUUUGUAUCUCCAAUUAAAGAUUUCAUCAAUGUUUUAUAUUACAACAGGAAAUACCAAGAUCUAAUCAAAAUAUUAGGCUCUGCCGUCAUCAAUUUAAAAACUGAAGAUUUCCCUUAUUUAAACAAUACCGAAUUUUUAGAAGGAUUGAUAAAUUUAUAUAAAAAUUCAAAAGAACCCAACACUACAAUUGUAUCCCUCAUAAACCAUUAUUUAAAAACUUCACAAAGAGAAAAUAACAAUCAACUACUGGAACUAUUAAAAUCAAAUCUUGACAAACAUACACUGCCAAACGAAAUCAAUGAACAAAAAUAA